This is a messenger RNA of Arctia plantaginis, 207 nucleotides long. NCBI's taxonomy places the organism in Eukaryota, Metazoa, Arthropoda, Insecta, Lepidoptera, Erebidae. The record is from the annotation of a GenBank genome assembly.
AUGGCUAUCAUAUUGUGUCUUAAAACUAAAAUUGAUAAUAGGGCAAGGGCGCGUCAACCAACUGGGUGGAUUAUUCAUCAAUGGUCGUCCCCUGCCAAACCAUAUCAGACUGAAGAUCGUAGAGAUGGCCGCAGCUGGAGUGCGGCCCUGCGUCAUCUCGAGACAGUUGCGCGUCUCGCACGGCUGCGUCUCCAAGAUACUCAAUAG